Molecule: messenger RNA, 978 nt
Organism: Aplosporella prunicola CBS 121167
Lineage: Eukaryota; Fungi; Ascomycota; Dothideomycetes; Botryosphaeriales; Aplosporellaceae
Exons: 1
Coding region: 1-978 (325 amino acids)
Biological process (GO): iron-sulfur cluster assembly
Cellular component (GO): cytosol
Molecular function (GO): ATP binding; 4 iron, 4 sulfur cluster binding; ATP-dependent FeS chaperone activity
Source: RefSeq, a predicted model, not a curated record
AUGGGUCUCGAAAACGCAAAACACAUCAUCCUGGUGCUGUCGGGCAAAGGCGGCGUAGGCAAAUCGAGCGUGACGACGCAGCUAGCGCUCAGCCUGUCGCUGCAAGGGCACUCGGUCGGGGUUCUGGACAUCGACCUGACGGGGCCGUCAAUCCCGCGGUUCUUCAACGUCGAGAGCGAGAAAGUGCGGCAGGCGCCCGGCGGCUGGAUACCGGUGCCGGUGCACAGCGCGCAGACACUCAACGGCGGGCAGGCGGUCGGCGCGCUGUCCUGCAUGUCGCUGGGCUUCAUUCUCGCGAACCGCUCCGACGCCGUCAUCUGGCGCGGCCCGAAGAAGACGGCCAUGGUGCGCCAGUUCCUGUCGUCGGUGCUGUGGCCGCCCGGCUUGGACUACUUGCUCAUUGACACCCCGCCCGGGACCUCCGACGAGCAUAUCUCGCUCAUGGAGAGCCUGCUCAAGGACACGGCGGCGCGGCCCGAGCAGCUCGCUGGCGCCGUCGUCGUCACUACCCCCCAGGCUGUCAGCAUCAGCGACGUCAAGAAGGAACUCAACUUCUGCGCAAAGGUCGGCGUGCGCGUCCUCGGCGUCGUCGAGAACAUGGCCGGCUUCGUGUGUCCCAUGUGCGCCUGUUCGGCCAACGUCUUUGGCAAGGGUGGCGGCGAGGUCAUGGCUAAUGACUUUGGCGUCCGCUUCUUGGGCAGCGUGCCUAUUGACCCGGCGUUCGUUAUGCUGGUCGAGGAGGGCAAGCGCCCGGUUUACCCCGAGGGCACUGUUGUUGCUGGCCAGAACGUCGGCUCCGCUACUACUUCUUCUACUUCUACUACUACUACUACUACUACCGCGGCGGCUGCUGGUGACGCCGAAGACGCAAAGAGGGAUCCCGCUGCUCUGGUCGACAAGUACACGAGCUGCUCGCUGUGCCCGCUUUUCGACGGCAUUGCGAAGCAGGUGCUGGCGGAUAUCGAGGCCACGCACUGA